This is a messenger RNA of Carica papaya (papaya), 1833 nucleotides long. RefSeq names its product CYCLIN D1;1 (gene CYCD1;1). NCBI's taxonomy places the organism in Eukaryota, Viridiplantae, Streptophyta, Magnoliopsida, Brassicales, Caricaceae. The record is from RefSeq and is a predicted model, not a curated record.
UAGCCCCUAUAUGGAAACCCACCCGUUUUUCCUCCCUCCCAUCCCCUGCCUUCUCCCGGAUCAUUUCACGACAUUUAUCAUUUAUUUACCUCCAAAAGAAAAACAUAAAUUAAUUAUUAAAAGAAAAUAAAUUAACACCUCACUUCACUUCGUGAUAUUUAUAUCCAAACAAACAGAUACUUCUUCUCCCCAACAUUCAACAGCUAGAAACCACAACCAAAAACCUCCGUUCCCUCUCCUUUUUCUCACACGGAUUUAUCGUCGCCUUCCGGCCACUCAUCUGAUCAGUAUUCCUGCGAUAAUAAGGGAUCGGUUUCCACCUAAUCGACGGAGAUGGGGAGAGAAUGAGGAACAACCGACGGCGAUCAUCGCGCCGAUCAUCAUGUCCAUCUCGUGCUCCGAUUGCUUCACGGACCUACUAUGUGCUGAGGACUCCGGCGUUUUCUCCGACGAGUCGCCCGGAUGCUCGUCGGAGAUCGACUCUUCGGCGUCUAGUGAGGAGUCUAUUGCCGGAUUCAUUGAGGACGAGAGACAUUUCGUCCCCGGCUUCGAUUACCUCUCCAGGUUUCAAUCUCAGUCUCUUGACGCUUCCGCUCGAGAAGAAUCCGUUGCAUGGAUUCUCAAGGUGCAAGCAUACUAUAACUUCCAGCCGUUGACGGCGUAUCUCUCCGUCAACUACAUGGAUCGGUUUCUGUACUCACGUCCGUUGCCGCAAACGAGUGGUUGGCCAUUGCAACUUUUAUCUGUAGCUUGCUUGUCAUUAGCUGCCAAGAUGGAGGAACCCCUGGUUCCUCCUCUAGUGGAUCUCCAGGUUGAAGGGGCCAAAUACAUUUUUGAACCCAAGACAAUCCGUAGAAUGGAACUCCUAGUGCUUAGCGUUCUGGAUUGGAGGCUACGAUCCGUGACGCCAUUCUGCUUUCUCGGUUUCUUUGCUUGCAAGAUCGAUUCCACCGGAACUUUUACUGGGUUACUAAUUUCACGAGCAACGGAAAUUAUUCUAUCCAAUAUGCAAGGUACCAGUUUUCUAGAAUACUGGCCGUCAAGUAUUGCUGCUUCGUCAAUUCUUUGCGCAGCAAAUGGAAUUCCAAAUUUGUCACUCGCCAACCCCGAGCUCGCCGAAUCAUGGUGUGAUGGACUGAGCAAAGAGAAGAUCAUCAGCUGCUAUCGCUUAAUGCAAGCGCUUGUGCUUGAGAGUAGCCUCAGUAAACAACCAAAAGUGUUACCACAGCUUCGGGUAACAAUUAGGGCCAGAAUUAAAUCAAGCGAUUCAUCAUCAUCCUCAUCUUUUUCACCAUCUUAUAAAAGGAGAAAGUUAAAUAAUUGCUUAUGGACAGAUGACGACAAUGGAAACUCCGAGUAGGAGGAAUAAAAAACAGAAGAGGGAAAGAAGAAUCAAGAAAAGAUUAAAAAAAAAAAAAAGAAAAGAAAGAGAGAAAGAAACUGUGGGCCAAGUUGUCUAGAAACCUCAAUAUUUUUUAGGAGGGUUUUGAGCGUAAAAAUUGACUGGAGUGGUGAAUGUAGAUUAUCUAGUAUAUAUAGACAUAUAUAUACGUAUGAGGGUUUAGGUGGGGGUGUUGAGAAUUUGUUAAAUUUUUUUUGUUGGUGGGUGUUGCCAUUCCUUGAUGGCUCUGCAGAUUCCCAAGGGAGUCUGUUACAUAAAUAUUUCCACGGGAAAGAGAGAGAAGUUAAGAUGUGUUUAUUUACCAAUAGUGGUGUGAUGGAGCAUGAAGGAAGUGGAGUACUGAAUUCAAAGGCUAUACUGAUUAUUGUUCAAUGAAAGGGGUAGAGAAUGGCGGGACCCUCUGAAUGGGGGUUUUGGUUUUGGAGGGAAAA